GGACAGCGUAUCGAUAACUUGUCAGUCCUAUUUCACAUAAAUAUUUUCCUGGCUACCCACCACUGUACUUUGUUCCUCAUCCUCUCUGCUUGUCUGUGACAACACUCUUUUUUUCCUUUUUUCAUCCCCGGCUCCUUGCUCUGGUCUCUCACCAUGGCUCGUCGUGGUCAUUCUACAUCCACCACUUUCCAGUGGACUACCAUCUUCUACCUCCUCCUCAUCUUCAUCUGCCCCCUCGCCCUCAUCGGCUCAGUCCAAGCCCAAGACCAAGCUCCCCUGAACGACUCGGACACUAACUAUGGAACCGUCAUCGGUAUUGACUUGGGAACCACAUAUUCUUGCGUCGGUGUGAUGCAGAAUGGAAAAGUUGAAAUCAUUGUCAACGACCAAGGAAACAGAAUUACCCCCUCAUAUGUGGCCUUUACCGACGACGAACGGUUGGUUGGCGACGCUGCAAAGAAUCAGUAUGCGUCAAAUCCUACAAGGACCAUUUUUGAUAUCAAGCGUUUGAUCGGUCGAAAGUUCUCGGACAAGGAUGUCACCCGUGACGCCAAACACUUCCCCUUUAAGGUGGUCAACCAAGACGAAAAACCCGUUGUCAGUGUUGAGGUCCAGGGCAAAGCUCGUACCUUUACCCCUGAAGAGGUUUCGGCCAUGGUUUUGGGCAAGAUGAAGGAAGUCGCAGAGUCAUACCUUGGCAAGAAAGUCACCCACGCCGUCGUCACCGUCCCAGCCUAUUUCAACGACAACCAGCGACAGGCUACAAAGGAUGCUGGUGUGAUCGCAGGUUUGACUGUUCUCCGCGUCGUCAACGAGCCUACGGCCGCAGCUAUCGCCUAUGGACUCGACAAGACCAGCAAGAAGGAAAGCCAAAUUAUCGUCUACGAUCUCGGUGGUGGCACUUUCGAUGUCUCUCUGCUCUCAAUUGACGACGGUGUUUUCGAGGUCCUGGCUACUGCUGGUGAUACCCAUCUUGGCGGUGAAGAUUUCGAUCAGCGAGUCAUCGACCACUUUGUCAAGCUCUACAACAAGAAGAACGACGUGGAUAUUCGAAAGGACCUCAAGACUAUGGGUAAGCUCAAGCGCGAAGUCGAGAGAGCCAAGCGAACCCUGUCGUCUCAAAUGUCCACUCGCAUCGAAAUUGAAGCCUUCCACGAGGGCAAGGAUUUCUCCGAGACUCUGACUCGAGCCAAAUUUGAGGAACUCAACAUGGAUCUGUUCAAAAAGACUCUCAAACCCGUCGAGCAAGUCCUCAAGGAUGCAAAAGCCAAGAAAUCCGACAUUGACGACAUUGUCUUGAUCGGUGGGUCUACUAGAAUUCCCAAGGUUCAGUCAAUGAUCGAAGAGUACUUCGGUGGCAAGAAAGCCAGCAAAGGCAUCAACCCUGAUGAAGCCGUUGCAUUCGGUGCUGCCGUUCAAGGUGGUAUCCUCUCUGGAGAAGCCGGCACGGAGGACAUUGUCUUGAUGGAUGUCAACCCACUUACCCUUGGUAUCGAGACCACCGGAGGCGUCAUGACUAAACUGAUUCCUCGCAAUACUGUUGUCCCCACCAAGAAAUCCCAGAUCUUCUCGACGGCCGCCGAUAACCAGCCUGUGGUCCUCAUCCAGGUCUUUGAAGGUGAACGAUCAUUGACCAAGGACAACAACCUCCUCGGUAAAUUCGAACUCACCAAUAUCCCCCCUGCGCCUCGUGGUGUCCCUCAGAUUGAAGUGUCGUUUGAAUUGGACGCCAACGGCAUUCUCAAGGUUUCGGCUGGCGACAAGGGAACUGGUAACUCCAAAUCUAUUACUAUCACCAAUGACAAGGGUCGUCUCUCACAAGAAGAGAUUGACCGCAUGGUCGCCGAGGCUGAAGAAUUCGCGGAGGAAGAUAAGUUGAUUCGGGAAAAGAUCGAAUCCCGAAACCGACUGGAGAACUACGCAGUCAACAUCAAGAACCAAGUCAACGACGAAGAGGGACUAGGUGGCAAGAUCGACGAGGACGAGAAAGAGACUCUUCUCGAAGCCAUCAAGGAAGCCCAGGACUGGCUGAGCGAGAACGGCGACACCGCCGACAAGGACGACCUUGAGGAACAAUACCAGAAACUGUCCGAGGUCGCAUACCCCAUCACGAGCAAGCUCUACGGAGGUGGAGCUGGAGGCAUGCCAGACUAUGGCGAUGACGAUGAGCCCACGCACGAUGAGUUGUGAGCUGGCAUCUGACUCGGUCUGGUAUGAUAAUCCUUAUGACUGCUUUUGAUGGGCAUUUUUAGACCACUCGACCUGGGACGAUAAAAUAAAAGCCACAUAGGUCGAGAGGCUGGGCGUUGUUUUUCAUGAUUUUUGAAACCCCUGGCUGGAUGGGUCGUGACUAGAUACCAUGAAUGAAAUUGCUCUUGUUUGUAACUGAA
Exophiala mesophila is the source of this 2390-nucleotide messenger RNA. Its product is annotated as chaperone DnaK. Lineage: Eukaryota; Fungi; Ascomycota; Eurotiomycetes; Chaetothyriales; Herpotrichiellaceae. Bases 154 to 2190 code for a protein of 678 amino acids. Gene Ontology annotation, cellular component: membrane; nucleus; endoplasmic reticulum chaperone complex. The record is from RefSeq and is a predicted model, not a curated record. Gene Ontology annotation, molecular function: ATP hydrolysis activity; heat shock protein binding; misfolded protein binding. Gene Ontology annotation, biological process: protein refolding; cellular response to unfolded protein; endoplasmic reticulum unfolded protein response. The transcript has 2 exons.